This is a messenger RNA of Alternaria burnsii, 4068 nucleotides long. RefSeq names its product mapkkk protein ste11. Bases 1 to 4068 code for a protein of 1355 amino acids. The transcript is spliced from 5 exons. Gene Ontology annotation, biological process: protein phosphorylation. Gene Ontology annotation, molecular function: protein kinase activity; protein binding; oxidoreductase activity. NCBI's taxonomy places the organism in Eukaryota, Fungi, Ascomycota, Dothideomycetes, Pleosporales, Pleosporaceae. The record is from RefSeq and is a predicted model, not a curated record.
AUGGCCAUGCUUGCCGCAAAGUCCCCGUAUCCCGCACCCUCCAUGAGUGGCAGCGCUGCACAAUCUUCGGCCCAGUACAAUGCUGGCCUCUCCAACUACCGCAACCAUGCAUCAAACACCCGAGCCGAGCAGUCAAUGUUUGCUUCUCCCACCGAGUCAGAGUUCUCCGAAAUAUAUGAUGCCCCCGACGCCAUUAGACAUUGGGACGAGGACAAGGUUGGCGACUGGCUGAAGCGUAUCAACUGCGCCCAGUAUGUCGACCUAUUCAAGCACAACCACAUCAACGGCGAGAACUUGAUGGAGAUGGACCAGACCCAUCUGAAAGACAUGGGCAUCAAGAAAGUCGGCGACCGCGUCCGCAUCGGCUCACAGGCAAAGCAAUUGCGCAACAAGGAGUACAAGAAGGCCUCAAGAAGGACAUCAAACAGGCAAUCGCUUGCUACACUUGACAACGCAGCAUAUACUCCACCGUCCUCCGGCUCUCCUCGACCCCUUCACUCUGCACGAUCAAAUCCUCCUCCGACCGCCUCCAACCCCGUAAGCUCGCGAUCCGAGAAGCGCAUGUCCAGGCAAAUCAUGAACUCCGACCUCAGCAGCUACGCAUACGGUGCCAAACCUCCCUCGCGUCCUGGCUCUCCUCUUGUUGACCAAGAGACCCGGAGCCUUCGCUCGCAACGUCAAGGUGGAAUGAACAGCCCCAAAGAGCUUGGUAACAAGACAUAUGGCGCACAUCCCCUCAGCGCUUCCAGCAGCGCUGUCAACAUCACUUCACAGUACUCUCGUAAUCAACGCACCACACCUACCGAGACACCUCAAACGGCCCGCUUCGCUCACCAUGUUCGCGCCAGUCCCAGUGUAGAUAGCGCUACGAACAGCGCCAUCCUGCCACAUGACAAGGCUCUCGUGCGUGUCAUCUACGAUGGCGGACGAACCUCAGUUGUGAACAUCGAAGGCUGCAAGACCGCUGAAGAGGUGAUGCUCAAGACUCUUACCAAAGGUCAUCUCAACACUGCCCAUGUUAAGAACUACUGUUUCUACAUACUCAACAGCGGAGAGCCGGACCCCUCGCUAUCUGAACGCUUGAGUGACAUCGAGCUUUUCAGGCUUGUCAAGGAUGCGAAUCGACAUGAAAGGGGUCGGUUAAUACUCCGCAAGGUCCAUGCUGGAGAGCCCGACGAGGAUCAACUGAAGGCUGCCGCCGGCAUCUACCAACAACAGAACUUCCAGCAAAACUCCACCGUCUACGUGCCAUCCAGCAAUCGCAGCCAGAUCAAAAUCGAGAAGCUGACGGGUGAAUCCCUCGCUGCUGUCAGCUACCCUCUGUCGCCAACGUCUGCAAGGGAACGAGAACGUCAUAUCAACUCGACUGCUCAAAAUCUGGAGGGGCCUGCCGACCCUUCGAGGUCGCCUAUUUUCCAUGCUCGUGCCCGAAAGCUUAAGCAGUUCUACGGUGCUCGACCUCCCAGCGAACUGAUCACAUCUGACCUGACCUCCUACUUCCCUGACGUCGGAAAAGAUGAGAUUGACAAGACCGUCCGCAUGUCGAUACGUCGUUCCCAUCGACUCAGCCGCGCGGCUUCGCGUCUAUCAAUGGCAUCCAACUUCAGUGUUGCCUCCAGCUUGAAGGAUGCACCACCACUGCCGUCCAUCGCCGACACUUGGCUUCAGGGAGGUGCCCAAGCCCGACCACUCCGCCCACUCUCAGUCAUGAGGUUGGGUCUACCUAACCAAUCUGGUUACCGCGAUUCUAUGGCGUCUUCUGUCUUGGAACCUCUGGAUGAAGAGUCACCCCUCGAGCCAAACCGAAAGUCAUACGUCUCGUUUGGUGGUGACAGUGGCUCGGAUACUCUUGCCAUCACAGAUCCUGACGGCAACACCACUCUGCAAUCCUACUUUGACGACGGCGGUAGCAGCCUUGCAGGUAGCAGUAGCAGCAACACUGAAAACGGCGAUUCACUUAACAAGCGCCUUUCUGAAGCCAUAGCUGAGGAUGGCGAAGAAUCAGACGACGAAUUGGCCGAGUAUCUGGAACAAGACUCCUGGGACAACGUCAAGUACAUGAAGGGCGCUCUCAUCGGACAGGGUUCUUUUGGAAGUGUCUACCUUGCGCUGCAUGCCGUUACUGGUGAGCUCAUGGCCGUCAAGCAAGUCGAGCUUCCUUCGGUAGCAGGUGCUUCCCAGAUGGAUCAUAAGAAGACGAACAUGGUCGAAGCCUUGAAACACGAGAUCGGCCUCCUUCGGGAACUCAAGCACAAGAACAUUGUGCAGUACCUUGGAUCCAACUCCGACGAGAGCCACCUUAACAUUUUCCUCGAAUACGUCCCAGGUGGCUCCGUGGCGACCAUGCUGGUCAACUACGGUCCUCUCGGCGAAUCUCUUAUUCAGAACUUCGUACGCCAGAUUCUCACUGGUCUUUCUUACCUCCAUUCACGAGACAUCAUCCACCGAGAUAUCAAGGGCGCAAACAUCCUUGUCGAUAACAAGGGCUCAGUCAAGAUCUCCGAUUUCGGUAUCUCUAAGCGUAUUGAAGCCUCGACAUUAGGCGGUGGUAAGAAGGGAGCCCAGCGUGUCUCCCUUCAAGGUUCCGUCUUCUGGAUGGCACCAGAAGUUGUUCGACAAACAGCCUACACCCGCAAAGCCGAUAUCUGGUCGCUCGGCUGCCUCGUAGUAGAGAUGUUUACUGGCAGCCACCCGCAUCCCAACUGCACUCAACUCCAAGCCAUCUUCAAGAUUGGUGGCAGUGGCGAUGCCAGCCCUACAAUUCCUGACAACGCUGGCGACGAUGCUCGAACAUUCUUGGCGCAGACCUUCCUCAUCGACCACGAGAAGCGUCCUAGUGCCGACGAGCUUCUAGCCAGUCCCCGCUAUCUGCAAAGAGUGGAGCUCGGCGCUCUGGAACUACGGGCAAUCAUGGCUUCCGAAAUGCCUGCCAUGAAUGGAGACGAAAUCAAAUCCAUCACGGAAUCCAAGAUAUCCGACUUUGCGAUCAAUAUGUCCCUCCCCGCCAAAUACAAAGCCGCCAUCUAUGAUGCGCCCGGUUCUAUCUCAACCAAGGUUGUCGAACUGGAAAUGCCCCAGCCAGGCGCGGGCGAGGUCUUGAUCAACCUCACGCACUCUGGUGUGUGUCACUCAGAUCUAGGCGUUAUGACAAACUCGUGGAAAACACUGCCUUUCCCCACUCAGGCAGGGCAAGUAGGUGGCCACGAGGGCGUAGGAAAGAUUGUAAAGAUGGGUCCUGGAACAGAGAACUCGGCAGUCAAGAUUGGAGAUCGCGUGGGAAUCAAGUGGAUGGCAGGAAUUUGCGAGGCGUGUGAGGCUUGUAGAGCGGGAAUUGAUGCUUCGUGUUUCUCUGGUAAAGUAUCAGGAUACUACACACCAGGUACAUUUCAGCAAUACGUCCUCUCUCCGGCAAACUACGUCACGCCCAUCCCUGAAAGCCUCGAUUCCGCAGCCGCUGCGCCCCUCCUCUGCGCUGGUGUGACAGUCUACUCCGCACUCCGUAAGACAAAUGCCGAAUCGGGUGCUUGGGUCGUGAUUGCUGGUGCUGGAGGUGGACUGGGUCACUUGGCCGUACAAUUCAGUGCUCGAGGAAUUGGCCACCGCGUAAUCGGAAUCGACCACUCUUCCAAGAAGGAUAUCAUCAUGGAGAGCGGUGCCGAGCACUUCAUCCCUGUAGACGGCACAGAGAACAUGGUCGAAGCCGUCCAAGCCCUUACAAACGGCCUCGGCGCACACUCCGUCGUAGUAUGUACGCAAAACAACGCUGCGUACGCUCAAUCAGUCGAUCUACUUAGAUUCGGUGGCCGAGUAGUGUGCGUUGGUAUCCCCGAGGGCGAUGUUGUACCCAUCAAGAGCGCGAACCCUGGUGUUUUAGUCGCCAAGUCUUUGCAGAUUGUUGGAUCGGCUGUGGGAUCGCGAAAGGAGGCUAUCGAAACCAUGGAGUUUGCGGCACGCGGAAUCGUCAAGACACAUUUUAGAACGGAGAAGAUGGAUAAGCUCACAGACGUAUUUAAUGAGAUGCAUGAAGGGAAACUGCAGGGCAGAGUUGUGUUGGACAUGACAGAAUAA